AUGAGCAAUAUGCACGAAACGGUCUCGGUGGGGACUAGCGAGAGGAGUAGCGAAGGCACGAAUAGCGACUCGGGGCUCGGCUCCUCGAGUAUAAGCAGUAUGGCUUCUGGCUUUGACGACUUCGAUCGAUGGCAGGCGCAAAUUGGCUUGAAAACGGUUGGUGAGAGCUUGCAAGCAGCCGCCAAGGCUGUCUUUCCAACCGAGAAACGCGCUUCGUACUCAAAAGUCUAUGUCUUGAUGAUAUCCUGGGAGGAUGAUCGCUCAUCAGCUGAUGUGUCGAGGUUAUUUGGGGUUUUCAGGGACAUAUACCACUUUGAGACGGAGCUAUGGAGGAUUCCCGACGAGAAUUGUGAUAUUGAAACCACCCAAAAAAUAGCCCAGUUCGUCCAACUGGGCGGUAAUAGUGAUGAACAUUUGAAGAUCGUCUAUUAUGCUGGACAUGGCGGACUAAACAAGAAUCAAGACUUCGUCUGGACAAGUGGGUAUACCGAUUCCAAGCACAAGCAUCGCACAGCUCAAUGGAACAUGACCCAGAGUUCCUUGGAGCACGCACUCAGUGAUGUGCUUUUUCUCUUGGAUUCUUGCCAUGCAGGAACGGCCAACAACGAAGGUAGUGGAGUCACUGAACUUAUAGCCGCAUCUCCCUACAAUGCAGUAGCCGAUUGUAUCAGGCCGUCUGCAUUUACAAGAGACCUGGAGAUUGAACUUAGGGAGUUGAGCGACCUCCCAUCCUUUUCAAUCGGUAAUUUGUACCAUAAUUUAUUUUGCCGAGUUCAAGCUAGAUUGGCAGAGGAUGGAGCGGAACGACAAGAACCAAUCUACCUUCCCCUAACCCAGGGUGACCCGCAAUCCCCACGAAGUAUCCGACUAUCUAUCCACAAAGAGGGCCUGGGGGAUUUCCCAAACAGUACACCAGCUCUGGCUGUGGCUCCGUUUCAAACCUCCUCUGCGAUAUCCCCUACACAACCCCCUCGGUUUGCGUAUGCGAUACGAUUGAAAGAGGCUUUCAACAUGGGAGACAUUUCCCCGAACCUCUUCAUGGACUGGCUGCAAAAUAUGCCAUCCGCCAUCGAAGGCGUGAAAGUUGAGGCAGGCUUUCAUAGCUCUCCCUCAUUACUGAUCGCGUCAGUUCCGAUUUGCAUGUCUAUCUACAUGCCGAAACACCCUGCUAUUGUGAACCUAGGACCUGUAACCUCCUGGAAUCAGGUGCUCAAUAGAUUUCCAAUUCCGAAAGACCUUCCGACCCCGACACCUGAAAUCUGGACUUGGGAUCAUUUGGAGAAACGUCCUAGUAGGAUACAUCUAGAUGCGAAUUAUCAUGGCACUCUAAAUAGUGUUAAUGGGAGCCCGAAAGCCUCAGAGAUUCGCUUCCGCAAACAAGGCCGAAUGGCGAACGGAAAGGAGGACAUACUUCCCUUGGAUAGAGCUUAUUCGUCACAGUAUAGUAUUGCAAGCAGUCUCACAGAAGAACCCGCUGAUCUCAAUGGUCUCAAUGGUCUCAACGGAAAUUAUGAAUCUGAUGAUACCGACGCGCAGCAAGAAAAAUCGCACCGUAUUGACCCAUUCGGCCCUCACGCCUCAGAGUCUUCCGGUCCUCGAUCAAAGGCUCAUGCUAAAAUCAAGUCAUAUACUGAUGAUCCAGGCAUCGAAAGGUUUCCAAGGAUUUCAAAGCCAGUUGAGCUUCUUCGAAAUUCAUACGAUUGCGUUGUCAUCGGAUCUGGUUAUGGCGGAGGUGUAGCCGCGAGCCGGAUGGCAAGAGCAGGGGAAUCCGUUUGUCUCCUUGAAAGAGGAAAAGAACGAUGGCCUGGGGAGUACCCCAGCGGAUUUUUGGACGUCGUCAAACAACUCCAUGUGUCUGGGAAAUUUGCCCCUGGAUUCCUUCGCGGCUCAAUGGUCGAAGGAGGCGACCCAACAGGUCUUUACCACCUCAUCAUGGGCAAGGGCCAGAAUGCUUUCGUGGGAAAUGGUCUCGGUGGGACAAGUCUAUUAAACGCAAAUGUCUUUCUAGAGGCUGAUGACGGAACCAUGAAGAUGGACUGCUGGCCAAAGGAGCUCCGUGGAUAUGAUAAAUUGGACAAGUACUACAAACGCGCGGCAGACGUCCUUCAACCGGAGACAUAUCCCACUGAUUGGCCUGAACUUCCAAAGCUUAAAUUGCUAGAGAAGCAAGCAAAGAAUCUAGGACUCGAGGAGAAGUUCAGCAGAGUCCCUCAAACCACCCGGUUUCAAGGCGGGCCUAAUAGCACUGGUGUGGAAAUGUACCCAUCAGCCCUGACCGGAAUGGAUUCUACUGGAGUCAAUGACGGAAGCAAGUCUAGCACUCUCGUCAACUACCUUUCCGAUGCGUGGAAUUGGGGCGCCGAGAUGUUUUGUGAAUGUGAAGUGAGGUAUAUCAAGAAACACCCAAACCCUGAUGAAGAGGGAUAUCUUGUGUUCUUCGCCUGGCAUGGCAGCAACCGAGGCGCAUUUAAAAACAACCUCUACGAAGACCUAAUGUGGGUCCAUGCGAAGAAAUGCGUCUUUCUUGGAGCUGGUAGCAUUGGCACCACUGAGAUUCUUCUACGAAGCAAAAAGCUCGGCCUUUCCAUGAGUGAUAAAGUUGGGACCGGGAUGAGUGGGAAUGGCGAUAUUCUUGCUUUUGGUUAUAACACUGACGAGGAGGUCAACGCCAUCGGCCGAGAAUACCCUUCACCAUACAGGCCCAUCGGACCCACUAUCACUGGAAUUAUUGAUUGCCGUCAUGGUCUGGAGAAUCCAUUGGAUGGGUUUGUGAUCGAAGAAGGCGCGGUUCCCAAAGCGCUUGCUCCAUUGUUCCAGACGAUGCUAGAAAUGAUGCCCGGGAACCAAAUGCCAAAAGGCGAGGGACUUGUAUCAAAGGUGAAGCAUGCGCUGGCACAGCAAGGCAGUCGCUUCCUGGGACCCUACUUCUCCAAGGGGAGCAUCGAGAAAACGCAGGUCUAUUUGAUCAUGAGCCAUGACGCCAAUCAAGCAAUCCUUACUUUGAAAGACGACAAGCCUAUCCUUGAGUUCCUCGGUGUUGGCAGGAGCACUUAUGUCAAUAAGCUUAAUGAUAUCCUCAAAAAAGCUACUACUGCUGUGGGUGGGACUUUUGUUCAAAGCCCGUUCUAUGCAUGUCUUGGCCAGCAGGAGAUUACUGUGCACCCCAUUGGCGGUGCGUGCAUGAGCAAAGAUGGAACAGCUGAUACUGGCGUGACCAACCACUAUGGAGAGGUCCUGACUGGUCGCGGCAGUGAGACACAUCCCGGUCUCGUUGUUACCGAUGGAGCUGUGAUUCCCACGGCUCUUGGUGUCAAUCCAUUUGCGACUAUUACAGCUCUUGCUGAGCGCUCAGUAGAACAUGCUGCCCGUGAUAUUGGCAAGAAGAUUGAUUUGAAGACCAAGAAUCACCAUUUGGAUCUGUUUGCCGAGCCGCAUCAAUAUACGCUAGACAAGCGUCAUGUUACUCGUGAAGAUACUAUCCGUAUAGCUAAGGCCAAAGACUUGGUGGCAGAAACUCGAGCUACAAAAGCUAGUGGGUUUGGUUUCUCCGAGGUGAUGUCUGGGUAUAUUCACAUCGGUGAUGGGAUACAGGGUGAUAAAAUAGCGGAUUAUGAGACAGCCGCCAAAACAGCUCGAGGCCUUUGCGAGGAGGCGAGGUUCUUUUUGAGCGUUCAAACCUUUGAUACAGCGAGAACUGUAAACCGAGCCGAUCAUAAGGCUAUGCUUACGGGAACCUUCACCUGUGCUGGUCUUCCAGGCAGUCCAUUUUUAGUCCAACGAGGCGAUUUCCAACUCUUUAGCAUCGAUCAAUCUGCACCUGGUACCAGAAAUCUGACCUACGAUUUUGACAUGACUUCCGUGGACGGUGAACAAUUCCAUUUCCAUGGAUACAAAGUUGUCGAUUCGUCUGUUGCAUUAGGACCUUGGCGGUUCUGGGCUGCAGCUUCAACUUUGUAUGUGACAAUAUCGAAAGCACGCGGGGAUAAGACUGUACUUGGACGCGGCAUGUUGCACAUCAAGCCUUCCGACUUUUUGUCCGAGUUAUUUACGCUGAACCCCUCCGGCCGUAACUUCUGGGCAAAACUGCAUUCUACCGUUAGCUUCAUGGGAUACUUUGCUAGACAGUCCGCCAACUUAUUCCUAGCUCCCCUGGUAUAUCAACAGUAUCCUGCUGUAACCUACCAUGGUUACAUUAAUAACACAUCACCGGAUGACACAAUCCAAAUUGUUGCCUCAGAUGGGGUAAAGACACUGCUUCAUGUCUGGGAACCGCGGAACCCGAAUAUCAAGACCAAGAACCUAUUUAUGGUGCCUGGUGCUUCCGUCGACCAGCAAAUAUUUGCUCUUCCGACAAUCGAAGUCAAUGCGGUCAACUAUUUUACCCGGGCAGGAUACCGAGUCUUCGUGACCGUGCAUCGGAUCUGCCAGCUCAUGGUGGCAGAGAACAACUGGACAACUUUUGAUUCCCGUCUUGACAUCAAGGCAAGCCUGGAAUGGAUAAGAAAAGAACACGGAAACGACAAGAUUUACACCAUUGCUCACUGCAUGGGUGCUGUUGCGUACUCUUGCGGUCUACUGGAUGGCACGAUUCCUGCUGAUUGGAUCCUUGGGAUCUCAUGCUCACAAGUUUUCUGCAAUCCCAUCUGGUCGGCCCUAAACAUGGCUAAGGUCCUAGCCGGCCCAAUCCCCUUUGAUAAGCUGUACUCUUUGUUUGGAGGAUCUUGGUUUUCUUGUCAUUCAACUAAGGAUGACUCGUAUUUCCAACAGUUUCUUAACCAGAUUCUUCGGUUCUACCCUGAUUCUCGGUCUGAAAUCUGCAACAAUGUAUCUUGUCACCGCUGUUCUUUGGUUUUUGGAAGACUUUGGAACCACCGCAACCUCAAUGAAGCCACCCACCGACAAAUCAACCGCUUCUUUGGCGGGGUUAACAUGACCCUCCUGCAUACGCUCAUGCAAAUGGGAUACCGCGGCUGCGUCACCACAAACGGCCCCCUGUUUGAAGAGCUCGACACCCCAGACAACCUUGCUCGUCUUAAAGGCAUCCCUAUCAUGCUCUUCUCCGGCUCCGACAACAAAGUCCUCACACCCGAAUCAACCGAGAAAACAUAUGGUAUCCUGAGAGAUACGUUUGGCUCGGUGGGGUAUGAGAGACAUGUCGUUCAGGGAUAUGGGCAUCUGGAUUGUUGGAUGGGUAGGGAGGCGUAUAAGGAUGUUUACCCUAUAGUUAGGGAGCAAGUUGAUAAGGUUUGUAGGGGUGAGGAGUAUAGAUAUCAUGAACCGGACUGGAAGAAUGAGUGGCAAGACUGGAAGGAUUUGCCGAAGAGUUCGUAA
This is a messenger RNA of Venustampulla echinocandica, 5331 nucleotides long. RefSeq lists its product as uncharacterized. The transcript is spliced from 4 exons. The record is from RefSeq and is a predicted model, not a curated record. Gene Ontology annotation, molecular function: flavin adenine dinucleotide binding; oxidoreductase activity, acting on CH-OH group of donors; cysteine-type endopeptidase activity. The coding region runs from base 1 to 5331 and encodes 1776 amino acids. Gene Ontology annotation, biological process: proteolysis. NCBI's taxonomy places the organism in Eukaryota, Fungi, Ascomycota, Leotiomycetes, Helotiales, Pleuroascaceae.